GCAGACGGGUCCUCUCCUCUCGCCGGGCUCCGGGCUUGAGGCCCCGAGGUCAGCUCUGCUCCCGGCACCGCGCCCGGCGCGGGUCCGAGCCGCCAACUUCGGGCCAAUCAGCGCGCGGCGUCUCUGAGACCGCAGCGCCCCGGCCCGCGCCCCCCGCGCCCCCCGCGCCCCCGCGGCAGCAAUGGCAGCAGCGGCCGCGGCGGCUCCGGGCUGAGCCAGACCCGGGACUAGGAGGGGCUGAGCCGCGGGGGAUCCUGGAAUCGGCGGGGGAGGUGGGGAUUCUGGGAGGAAAACUCCAUUUCCUCCUUCCCCGCCGGCCUCUCCCCGCCACCCCAGCACCCCAAAUUUCGAUGUGUCGCCGCCCGGGCGCAGAGCGCUGGUGCUGAGCGAGGCGGCGGCGGCCGCGGCCGGGAAAAUGCUGGGCAUGUACGUGCCGGACAGGUUCUCCCUGAAGUCCUCCCGGGUUCAGGACGGGAUGGGGCUCUACACGGCCCGCAGAGUGAGAAAGGGUGAAAAGUUUGGACCCUUCGCUGGAGAGAAGAGAAUGCCUGAAGACUUGGAUGAAAAUAUGGAUUACAGGUUGAUGUGGGAGGUUCGUGGGAGUAAUGGAGAAGUUCUAUACAUAUUGGAUGCCACCAACCCACGACACUCCAACUGGCUUCGCUUUGUUCAUGAGGCACCAUCUCAGGAGCAGAAGAACUUGGCUGCCAUUCAAGAAGGAGAAAACAUUUUCUAUUUGGCAAUUGAAGAUAUAGAAACAGAUACAGAGCUGCUGAUUGGCUACCUGGACAGUGACAUGGAGGCCGAUGAGGAAGAACAGCAAAUUAUGACAAUGGUCCAAGAAGGGGGAGUUAAAAAUUCUAAAGGACAAUCAACAGCUGGCAGAAAAGAUUGCCUUGGCCGUAAAGAGGACUAUGCUUGUCCCCAGUGUGACUCGAGUUUUACCAGUGAGGAAAUUCUUGCUGAGCAUCUUCAGACAUUGCACCAGAAACCUACGGAGGAGAAAGAAUUUAAGUGCAAGAACUGUGGGAAGAAAUUCCCAGUUAAACAGGCUUUGCAAAGACAUGUUCUUCAGUGCACGGCCAAAAGCAGUCUGAAGGUUUCUUCACGAAGUUUUCAGUGCUCUGUUUGCAGUUCUUCCUUCAGUUCAGCAUCGAGUUUUGAGCAGCACCAGGAGACCUGCCGGGGAGAUGCCAGGUUUGUGUGCAAGGCCGACAGCUGUGGGAAGAGGCUGAAGAGCAGGGAUGCCCUCAGAAGACACCAGGAAAACGUCCAUGCUGGAGAUCCUAAGAAAAAGCUCAUAUGUUCAGUGUGCAAUAAAAAGUGUUCUUCAGCAUCAAGCCUGCAGGAACAUAGAAAGAUUCAUGAGAUAUUUGAUUGUCAAGAAUGUAUGAAGAAAUUUAUUUCAGCUAACCAGCUAAAACGUCACAUGAUCACUCACUCAGAAAAACGACCCUAUAAUUGUGAGAUUUGUAAUAAAUCUUUCAAGAGGCUUGAUCAAGUGGGCGCCCACAAAGUAAUACACAGCGAAGAUAAGCCUUACAAAUGCAAGCUUUGUGGAAAGGGAUUUGCCCACAGAAAUGUUUACAAGAAUCACAAGAAGACCCAUUCUGAAGAGAGACCAUUCCAGUGUGAGGAAUGUAAAGCUUUGUUCCGAACCCCAUUUUCUUUGCAGAGACACCUGCUCAUACAUAACAGUGAGAGGACUUUCAAGUGCCAUCACUGUGAUGCUACCUUUAAAAGGAAGGAUACCUUAAAUGUUCAUGUCCAGGUGGUCCAUGAAAGACAUAAGAAAUACAGAUGUGAGCUAUGUAAUAAGGCAUUUGUUACACCUUCUGUGCUUAGAAGUCAUAAGAAAACACAUACAGGAGAAAAGGAGAAAAUCUGCCCAUAUUGUGGCCAGAAAUUUGCCAGCAGUGGUACACUGAGAGUUCAUAUCCGUAGCCACACAGGUGAGCGUCCCUAUCAAUGCCCUUACUGUGAAAAAGGAUUCAGUAAAAAUGAUGGACUGAAGAUGCAUAUUCGUACUCACACCAGGGAAAGUCGGGAAGAACUCAAAUACAUGGAGGCUAAAGAGCAUCCUACUAAAGAAUGAAUGGUCAACCAGGAAAUUAAAAAAGAAUUAAAAAAAUUCAUGGAAACAAAUGAAAAUGAAAACACAACUGUCCAAAAUUGUUGGGAUGCAGCAAAGGCAGUUCUAAGAGGAAAGUAUAUAGCAAUACAAGCCUUUCUCAAGAAACAAGAAAGGUCUCAAAUACACAACCUAACCCUACAACUAAAGGAGCUGGAGAAAGAACAGCAAAUAAAGCCUAAACCCAGCAGGAGAAGAGAAAUAAUAAAGAUCAGAGCAGAAAUCAAUGAAAUAGAAACCAAAGGAACAGUAGAACAGAUCAACAAAACUAGGAGCUGGUUCUUCAAAAGAAUUAAUAAGAUUGAUAAACCCCUGGCCAGACUUAUAAGAAAGAAAAGAGAAAGGACCCAAAUAAAUAAAAUCAUGAAUGAAAGAGGAGAGAUCAUAACCAACACCAAAGAAAUACAAACAAUUAUAAGAACAUAUUAUGAGCAACUCUAUGCCAGCAAAUUAGAUAAUCUGGAAGAAAUGGAUGCAUUCCUAGAGAUGUAUAAACUACCAAACUGAACCAGGAAGAAAUAGAAAACCUGAACAGACCUAUAACCACUAAGGAAAUUGAAGCAGUCAUCAAAAAUCUUCCAACAAACAAGAGCCCAGGGCCAGAUGGCUUCCCAGGGGAAUUCUACCAAACAUUUAAAGAAGAAUUAAUACCUAUUCUUCCGAAAAUGUUCCAAAAAAUAGAAAUGGAAGGGAAACUUCCAAACUCAUUUUAUGAAGCCAGCAUUACCUUGAUCCCAAAACCAGACAAAGACCCCAUCAAAAAGGAGAACUACAGACCAAUAUUCCUGAUGAACAUGGAUGCAAAAAUUCUCACCAAAAUACUAGCCAAUAGGAUCCAACAGUACAUUAAAAGGAUUAUUCACCAUGACCAAGUGGGAUUUAUCCCUGGGCUGCAAGGUUGGUUCAACAUCCACAAAUCAAUCAAUGUGAUACAAUUCAUUAAUAAAAGAAAGAACAAGAAUCAUAUGAUCCUCUCAAUAGAUGCAGAAAAAGCAUUUGACGAAGUACAGCAUCCUUUCUUGAUUAAAACUCUUCAGAGUGUAGGGAUAGAGGGUACAUACCUCAAUAUCCUAAAGGCCAUCUAUGAAAAACCCACAGCGAAUAUCAUUCUCAAUGGGGGAAAAAUGAGAGCUUUUCCCCUAAGGUCAGGAAUACAGCAGGGGUGUCCACUGUCACCACUGCUAUUCAACAUAGUAUUGGAAGUCCUAGCCACAGCAAUCAGACAACAAAAAGAAAUCAAAGGCAUCCGAUUCGGCAAAGAAGAAGUCAAACUCUCACUCUUUGCAGAUGAUAUGAUACUUUAUGUGGAAAACCCAAAAGACUCCACCCCAAAACUGCUAGAACUCAUACAGGAAUUCAGUAAAGUGGCAGGAUAUAAAAUCAAUGCACAAAAGUCAGUUUCUAUACACUGACAACAAGAGAGAAGAAAGAGAAAUUAAGGAGUCGAUCCCAUUUACAAUUGCACCCAAAACCAUAAGAUACCUAGGAAUAAAUCUAACCAAAGAGGCAAAGAAUCUGUACUCAGAAAACUAUAGAAUACUCAUGAAAGAAAUUGAGGAAGACACAAAGAAAUGGAAAAACGUUCCAUGCUCAUGGGAUUGGAAGAAUAAAUAUUGUGAAAGUGUCAAUGCUACCUAGCACAAUCUACACAUUUAAUGCAAUCCCUAUCAAAAUACCAUCCACUUUUUUCAAAGAAAUGGAACAAAUAAUCCUAAAAUUUGUAUGGAACCAGAAAAGACCCCGAAUAGCCAGAGGAAUGUUGACAAAGAAAAGCAAAGCUGGUGGCAUCACAUUUCCGGACUUCCAGCUCUAUUACAAAGCUGUCAUCAUCAAGACAGCAUGGUACUGGCACAAAAACAGACACAUAGAUCAGUGGAACAGAAUAGAGAGCCCAGAAAUGGACCCUUAACUCUGGUCAACUAAUCUUUGACAAAGCAGGAAAAAAUAUGCAAUGGAAAAAAGAGAGUCUCUUCAAUAAAUAGUGCUGGGAAAAUUGGACAGCCACAUGCAGAAGAAUGAAACUGGACCAUUUCCUUAUACCACACACAAAAAUAGACUCAAAAUGGAUGAAAGACCUAAAUGUGAGACAGGAAUCCAUCAAAAUCCUACAGGAGAACACAGGCAGCAACCUCUUCGACCUCAGCCACAGCAGCUUCUUCCUAGACACAUCACCAAAGGCAAGGGAAGCAAGGGAAAAAAAACCAUGAGAGACUGUGGACUCUGAGAGGCAAACUGGGGGUUUUGAAGGGGAGGGGGAUGGGAGGAUGGGCUGGCCCAGUGACGGGUAUUGAUGAGGGCACGUAUUGAAUGGAGCACUGGGUGUUAUACGCCAACAGUGAAUCAUGGAACACUACAUCAAAAACUAAUGAUUUAAUGUAUGGUACUAACAUAAUAAAAUAAAAUUAAUUAAAAAAAAAGUCUCUUUUAGAUCCCAGGAUGUAGGAGAACUUAUUUCUUCUGCCAGUGUUUAUUAUGUAUGCUGUGUACCAGAGUUGUGCUAUGUACUAGGCAUACAUGGUUGAAUCUAUAGUACAAGGUGCCUGGGAGUUUCAGGUAAUUUUAUGUGAUGGAUCAUGGCAUAUAUAAUAAUAAUAAUAAUAAUAAUAAUAAUAAUAAUAAUAAUAAUAAUAGAGGCUUCCAGGAUGAGUAAAGGGGACAGAUAAAGAGAGCCACUGAGAAGCCCUAGAAGGUCUGUGGCCUCAGAAUUUUGGCUUUGUUAGAUUCUGCUAAAUACUUUGUUUCUAGCUGAUUACUGGCCAGUACCAGCCCCAUUCUGAUUAUCAAAUUACUUUGUCCUUAAAUCUUAGAGAUCUCUUUGUUCUCUGAUUCAGUGAUCCCUUGGACUCACCUCGGCUUGCCCAUAAGUUUUGAUUAUUCUGCCCAGGGAGUUUGGGGUAGGGAUGAAGAAGUGUUUCAGGAAAAUACUCCCAGGCUAACCAUCACUGGAGAAACAGCAAAUCCUUUUCUAGUGGCUUUUUAUUAGGAUCCAUUUGGUCUCUCUUCUUUUUCCCACUGCUUUAGAGCAAGGAAUAAAAUAACUGUGCCUAAAAUCAAAAAGCCUUAUUUCCCAUCCUCCUUCCAGACCUGACAGGAGAGCUGUUCUCAGCAUUUUAAGUGAGCAACUCUUUCCUGCCCCAGUAGAGUACACAAAGACAGAUGUAAGUGCUUUUUUUUUUUUUUUUCAUCUGUCACAUAAAUUUCAGUUAGGGACUAUUCCCACAGCUGGUAUGAUAUUUUAACUGAGGUAUUGAUGAAGCUUUGAGUUUACAGGUAAUGUAAAAUUUGGACAGAUUUUCAUUUGAAGGGGUUAUUUAUGAAAUAUUUGGUUAACUGAUUGAUAUUACCGUUAUCCUGAAUGAUGGGAAUAAAAUCAGAUCCCUGUGUUGUAAAGUUGCAAAUACUUGUGAUGACAUAUGGCCUUUCUUGAUUAUCUCACAUAAAGUCUUAAAAAUUGAAAACAAAAAGAAUUUAUCAUAGAGGUUUCUGUGAUGGUUUCAUUUUAACUUUGCUUAACAGUGAUUUCAAAUAUUUGUUGCAUAUAUAGAGGACUCCUGAUUAGAGAAACUUCCUUUGACCAGUGUGGAACGUUUCUAAUUGCAACUCUUUAAGCUUUAGGAGAGCAUAUGUUUAGUCUCAGUUGGCCAACUAAAUUUUAAUGACCCAACUUCUGUGUUAUGUGCUGUGUAUUCAAGGAAGGGUUAAGAAAAAGUCCUAGCCCUGAAGGACUCUGGACAGAGCAUCUGAAGGAGAUGAUCAGCUAGAGCAAGGCAGGGCCAGUGAUAGAAGUAUCCCCAGGGUACAGAGGAGAGGCACCUGCCUCACUCUUGGAGAAGAGUGCAGGCCAAGAAAGGUGUCAGGAAACACAUGGGAGUUUAGUCUGUGGGAAUAGAAAGAUCAUUCAUGAAGUCUCCAUGGAAUGAAAGGAACAUGGCUGAGCAGCAGAACAUCUUUCAAAAGGAAACCGAGGAAGGGCAGCCAAAGAAGCUGAAGGAGAACCAGGAGAAAAGAGAUGGCAUUAAAGCCAAGGGAGAGGAAGUUGUAGCCAUACGUAUGGUCUUCCUCUUGUAAUUCUGUCAUCUCCACAAGCAUAUUACAGGUUCUGGGAAGCCCAGCAGUAAAGACAUCUCUUGUGGUUUGUUUAACCUAGCAUUUGCCAAGAUGGUUUGAGCAGAGUGAGUGAGUGAAUGUGUGUGGGGGGGAGGACGUAUGUGUGUUCUACUGCAUCUCACUGGGGCUAGUGUUCGACAAAAUAAAUUUGAGAAAUGCUGGUCUAAUCCCUCCCAUGUAUGGCUGCCACAGUAAUACUUACAAAGGUCUGAUUCGAUGGUGUGUCUCAGUUACCAAAGAAAACAUAACAGAAGCAACCCCAGAGGAUCUCUCAUUGCCUGUAGACUGGCCCCCAGACAGGGGAGCCCAGGGUGCUCUGUGCCCAACUGGUCAUAACACCUGCCGCUCCCCAAUGCAGUCCUUCUCCCCCUGAGCACACACACACUCUGGCCUUUGGCCAGUCUGGACGAGGUGUCUUUAUCCCAAAGUUCACCAUGUUUUUCUGCUUCAGUGUUUCUUGACGGUACAAAGGAAAUAAUCCUUGUUUUCUGGUCUAUUUCUUUUUCACCCUCUCCCCCAUCCCACUUCUCCCUGUGGAGAUCUAAGCUUCCUAAAGCUCCUGGUCAGGCACCACUUUCUAUCCAGCUUUCUCUGCCACCUCUGCCAUGGACAUACUUUACAGAUACAUUAAUUAUACUACAUUCAUUCUUUUUCUUUUCAGUUUUAGAGCCUAGUUUUCCUUUUCUUUCUUUUUUCCUUAGAACUUAUUUAAUUUAUUUAAUCAUUCAACAAUAUAAUUUUACAUCUUGUAAUUUUAUAGUUAACCUUAUUAGUAUUUAUAUAUCUUUUCUAUGAAAAUGGACUUUCUAAAUAGGUCUUCAUUGGUGGUGAAGAGACACACUUUCUAAGACUUGUUUUCAGCCACCAGGAGUUUUCUGCAUACCCGGAGGGGAGACAGACUCUCACAUUAUUAAAAUGGAUCUUCUUUCAGAGACAGGAUCCAUGUGUAUCAGGAGUGUUGGGACAUGAAAAAUAUAGCAGCCCACUUUGCCCAAGGGAGACCAGAUAGAGUUCACUGAAGAAGUCAGAAUUGGGUCAGAAAACAGGAGAAUGAGCUUUCUAGGGAAAGGAGCAGAAUUGGGGGUAGGGCAUGCCUAAUCAAUGGAGUGCUGUGUGCAAAGUCAUGAAGUUGUGCUUUGUGAGUUGGUGAGAAGAUCAGUGGUGGAGCCCAUGGUGUAUGUUGGAGAGAACUGAGCAUAAGGUGGGGGACUAGCUAGUUCCACAAGACCACGAGGAGAUUUCUGUGCUGGGACAGGAAAAUUUGAUUGAUUCCAUAGGCAGUAAUGAGUCAACACAGGCUUUUGUUUCCCAGUGAGGGCAUGAAGGAAGAAGAGAAGCAAGAAUCCUAGGUGUGUUCUGCUUACAAAUACAAAACUGUGAGAUAAAAAGUGUUCCCUCCAAGCAACUCUAGCCCCUAAACUAACAUUUUUUCAUCUUUUAUAUCAAAUUUUUUAUACAAAAACUGUCUUUCAUAUUAAGACUAAUAAAAUUCUAACUCAAUUGCUAAGGCUGUAGUUAUUACUGUUCCUACUCGAGAACAAAAUAUAGGACACAACUGUCUCUUCAUUCCCCAUGGCAUCCUCAGUGGAAAGCCCACAUAUUGUCUUGGGGUUGCUCUCUCCAGUUGAACUUGUUCCUAUUAACGGCUGGGGCAGAGUGGUGUCAGAGAAAAACUUCAUCUCCCCUUUUACAGUAAUAAUGUCAUUAUUUCGGAGAUGUCUACUCAAUUCCUUUGUGAAUGUGCUGUAUCAACAAAGAGUAUAUGCACAGCAGUUUGCAGAUUUAGCUAAAAUAAAACUCUAUAAAUAUUUAAGAUUUCAGCUAAAUGAUGAUGGCUGCCUUGCUAUUAUUAUAUUAUCCUUAGACUUUAAUAAUAUACUUCAAGAUUUAAAGGAAAGUACAUGCUGUGUGAAGUGUAUAAAGAGAAUUUUUCUUUGUUUUUGAGAUAGGCAAUAUAUAAUUAAUUUUUAAAAGAAAUGGGACCAUUAUUCUUAGAAAAGUAAUACAUUUUCUAUACUCUUUUCUCUCUGAAACAGAAUUUUAUAUUCAUCUUGCACUCUAUUCAGGGACUAUAAUUACUAAAGUAUCAUAAGAAUCUUGAAAUGAAGGACUAUCUAUUUAUAUGAGUUUCCAUUAACAGAUUUCAAGAACAAUGCUAUAUUGAGAUUCAUACAUAAUUUCCUUUCUUCAUAAAAAUCACCCCAGCUGUAUCUUCAUAAUUUGUGUGCCUUUCUCAACUUUGAAUUACAUUAUUUAUGUGUAUAUUUUGAUAAUACAUAGAAGAAAGCAGGUUAAUAUAAUAUAAAAAUACCCUUCUUGAAUUCUCAUUAUGAGCCAAGCAUUGCGAUAAGCAAAAUCCAAUGACACAGAUAUAAAAUCUCAUGUUACAAAUGAAGGAAGUAAGGUUUAGAGAGGCUAAGUAACUUGUCCAGUCAUACGACUAGUGGGCAGCACAAAGAUUGGAAAUUAGAUGCCUUUAUCACUAAAAUCUUUAUUCCUUUUUACUACAUAUAAAGAGUUAUCAAAAUGUUUUAAAGGAUUACCUUCCGUAUUGUAUGAACCCAUCUUUUACAAAUACUCCAAGAAAACUGGUGCUGAAUUCUUAUUCAGUUCAAAAACAACUUGUUGCUGCUAAGCACCUUUUAAGUCCACUGCUCUCCUCUCCUUCCCCGUUGCAGGGUCCCCACGGUUUGUGCCGUGAGAAUGCGCCAAGAGGACUGUCACAAGGACACUCCUCAUCAAAAAUUAUUCCACGGUACCAGUAUGACCUCUGCAGGCAUUUUCCCUUCACUUGCACUUUUUAAGCUAUUUUCAGUAAAAUAUUGUUAAUAUUUUGAAAGCCAUCAGGAGGGAUGUUUCAUGCCCCUUGUAAUCCAUUUUAAUAAGUACAAUUUCAGUGUAGGGAGAUUUACUCCUCGCGUUUUACCUAAAUUCCUCAUUUGCAGUUUCUCUGCAUCGUUGGAAAUUAAAACAGCAUUUUCAAUGUAAGAACCUUUCAGAUCUUUGAAGAUCGAUUUUCAGCAUAAUAUUUUAGGCUAUUUUAGAUAUAUUCCUCCAGGAAGAUACAUCUAGGCCAGGAAUGACUCCCAGUAGGACACAUGGUAAGUUGAUAUCAAGACCAGUGGUCAGGUUGAGUGAAUUACGGUUUUGAGGGACCUAUUGGGCCUCUCAUCCAUACUGCCUUCAUCCUGAGGAGGUUGUGAAUAUUUUUUAAACACUUCGAUUUCAGUAAUUCUAGAUAUUAGGGUGAAAUUUAUUUUUAAGUUCAUGAAGGAAGCAAGGGGCCUUUAAGAUAGAGGUCAUUUAUUUUGGUUUCAGUUUAAAUUAUAGUGAUGGAUAUACCCCUUUUCUCCAUAAAAGAGGCAUUACUCUUUGAUUUCUUUAUUUUUCACUAUAAUCUCUGAGGCGGUUAUGGUUCCAAGAACAUGUGUAUCAUUACAGUCUGGCCCAAACCAUACUUAUAUUGAAGUGAAAAUCUGCUUUCUCUGAUAAACAUUCUAGCUCUGGCUCUCUCUUUCUAUUUAUGCUUCAGACUAAAUCCUUAUUCUCUGUAUCAGUUGUGAUUCAGUAGAGAGAAAAUCGCCUCCUUCUGGGUGUGAGAGUCAUAGCUGCUAGGCAGGCUUUAGCCACACUACCCCUGAGGAAUAUUUAAGUGUGCUGCUUGGAAAAUCCCAUUUUCCUUCAGUUCUCAUCUCAACUUCAGUUCUCAGUUUUAAAUUAUCUUUUUGGGGGUCACAGACUUGGGUAUUUUCCAGUGAGAUGAUAUUUGUUGUGUAUAUUUUCUGUGUAGUUAGUCUAUUCAUUUUAGGAAAUCCGUAAUGCAGAUAUUAUCCUUUCUUGUGACAUCUUUUCUUUCCAGAGAGUAUUUAAGUAUGAAUAUUAAAAAGUUAAUACUAUGGGGGAGCCUGGGUGAUUCAGUCGGUUAAACUCUUGGUUUGGGCUCAGGUCAUGAUCUUACCUCAAGGUCAUGAGAUGGAGCCCCACUGUCAGACUCCACGCUGGGCUCCACACUGUGCUUGGGGCCUCCUUAAGAUUCUCUCUCUCCCUCUCCCUCUGCCCCUCUGCCCCUGCGUGCAUCCACUCUCUCUAAAAAAAAAAAAAAAAAAAAGUUAACGGGUUUAUAGCAGCAAUGUCCACAAUAGCCAACUAUGGAAAGAGCCCAGAUGUCCAUCAACAGAUGAAUCGAUAAAGAAGAUGUGGUGUAUAUAUACAAUGGGAUACUACUCAGCCAUGAAAAAGAUGAAACCUUGCUGUUUGCAACAACACGGAUGGAACUAGAGGGUAUUAUGCUAAGCAAAAUAAGUCAAUCAGAGAAAGACAACUAUCAUAUGAUUUCAGUCAUAUGUGGGAUUUAAGAAACAAAACAGAUGAUCGUAGGGGAAGAGAGGAAAAAAUAAAACAAAAUCAGAGAGGGAGACAAACCAUAAGAAACUCUUAAUCAUAGGAAACAGACCGAGGGUUGCUGGAGGGUAGGGGGGGGUGAAGGGAUGAGGUAACUGGGUGAUGGACAUUAAAGAGGGCACAUGAUGUAAUGAGCACUGGGUAUUAUAUAAGACUGAUGAAUCAUUGACCUCUGCCUCUGAAACUAGUAAUGCAUUCUAUGUUAAUUGGAUUUAAAUAAAAAAUAAAAUUAAAAAAAUAAAUCAGCCAACUAGUUAACAAACAAACAAAAAUAAAGUUAAAUCCAGGAUUCUAAUGCCACACAAGGCAGAAUAUGCAGGAGGGCUGGGUGUUGUUUGCUGGGAAAGUGAAAGAUAAGAGUUUCUACAAAAGCAAUGAGUAUAGCAAAUUCUAUGAUGUCACGUGCUUACAAAACAAAAACAAUUCACUUAAAGAAUAAACCAAUUGGUCUUUUUCUUUUUGUGAAUAUUUGGAUACUACUAGUGUAACUAAAUGUUCUCUGAAAUCAUCAUUGCAUGGAGUCAGAAUA
Mirounga angustirostris (Northern elephant seal) is the source of this 11168-nucleotide messenger RNA. RefSeq names its product PR/SET domain 5 (gene PRDM5). Gene Ontology annotation, biological process: regulation of transcription by RNA polymerase II. Gene Ontology annotation, molecular function: RNA polymerase II transcription regulatory region sequence-specific DNA binding; DNA-binding transcription factor activity, RNA polymerase II-specific; protein binding. NCBI's taxonomy places the organism in Eukaryota, Metazoa, Chordata, Mammalia, Carnivora, Phocidae. The coding region runs from base 416 to 2095 and encodes 559 amino acids. The record is from RefSeq and is a predicted model, not a curated record. Gene Ontology annotation, cellular component: nucleus. The transcript is spliced from 15 exons.